ACACGAAAGCUGUUCACAGGCUAUUCAUUUCAACUUCCAACCGCUUCUUAAAUCAAGGUUGCAUUCCCUUUCUCCGUAUUCAUCCUUCACCCACAACCGCAGUCUCUCUCUCGUCCGCCAUGAGCGCCUCCCCGUUGGCCGUAAGCAUCAAGCACCCAACCAGCGACGAGGAAGACCUCGCCCCCAUGCCCAUCCGCCGCCAUCGCCGGCGGUGCCUAAUCUACGGUGGCUCCUGCGCGGCUGUCCUCGUCAUCGUCACCCUCGCCCUCACCGUAUUUAAGGUAAAGGAGCCCAUCAUGACCAUGAACAGCGUCACCGUCCAGCGGCUGGCCAUCGCCUCCGGCACGCCCUCGUCCACCGCCCAGCCCUUCGCCAUCAACAUGACAGUCGUCGCGGACGUGUCGGUGAAGAACCCCAACGCCGCCAGCGUCCGCUUCGGCGCCAGCACCACGACCCUCUACUACCGCGCCCGCGAGAUGGGCGUCGCCCGCGGGCCCCCCGGCACCGCUCGGGCGCACCGCACCUUCCGCCUCAACGUGACGGUGGACGUCAUGGCCGACAGGAUCUUCAGCGACGCCAACCUGUUCGACGACCUGGCGGGGGGGAGCAUCGCGGUGACCACGUCGACCACGGUGGGCGGCCGGGUGCAGGUCCUCGGGCUGUUCAAGCAUCACGUGGACGUGACGAUGAACUGCAGCAUCACCAUGGCCGUGGCCAAUCAGUCCAUCGUGGAUCAAAACUGCGCGCACAAGGUUCGGCCGUGAAGACGACGACGACGAUGGUACCUUCUUCCCUUCUCCUCGUUCUUGUUCGCGUCGAGAUGCAGGCCGCCGGUGAAUAUGACCAUAAUGGUUAGGUCCGUGUCAACGUUGACAGGCAGGGAGUGGGUUGACGAUAAAGCCAUGUGAAGACAUUAAUGAGACGAGUCGGACCUCAUUUGUCAA
This is a messenger RNA of Musa acuminata AAA Group (dessert banana), 944 nucleotides long. RefSeq lists its product as uncharacterized. The transcript has a single exon. Bases 120 to 764 code for a protein of 214 amino acids. NCBI's taxonomy places the organism in Eukaryota, Viridiplantae, Streptophyta, Magnoliopsida, Zingiberales, Musaceae. The record is from RefSeq and is a predicted model, not a curated record.